UGUGAGAGAGAUACUCGCACUUACGCUUGUUUGCGAUAAUGUUUCAAAUAAUAAUUUUAGAAAAUGGUUAAAUGUCGAAACGCUGCGGUUGCAUUCAAAAGACUUAAUGGACUUAUUUGUGUGUACAAACCGCCCUGCGUUGCUGUGCGGCAAGUGCAACACACGAUAAUAACUAACUUAUGUAGAGAUUUAAACGCUCUGCCGGAUCGCCCACUCGAGAAGCGAGUUGAGAUAACGGGGGCAACCAAUGAGCGCAUGGAGGUGAAAUUAGUGCCUAACUAUGCUGACAAUCCUUUAGUAUGUGGCCCAAGGUACCUACAUGAAGAUUUUCGCUGCAGCUGGGCAACGCAUUUGGGCCUGUUCAGCAGUGGAGUGUUAUUACUAGGAAUAAAUGACGGCACUAAAUUAACAUACAAAAUCAAUACAGCAAGACCAACUCGAGCAUUUAAAGUACAUGGGCAACUGGGCAAAGCCACGGACACAUAUUUCUGGAACGGCAAAACAGUGGAGAGAGCUACAUAUGGCCAUGUGACCAGGGAGAAAAUUGACAGAGUUGUGGCACACAUGCAGGCUGCACAUCAGAAGACUAUGUUUGAGUUAUCAGGGCUUCACAUGGACUCGCAGACAGCUUACGAGAUGGCCUCUCAGGGUCCCAUCAGGCCAGCCAAUAACAAGUUGCCUGUUAUUUAUGGCAUCAAAUGUGUUUAUUAUGAACCACCCAAGUUCACACUAGAAAUCCAAUCAGUAAACGAGUAUGAUAAAUAUCUCUGGACCUUGGUCCAUGAUUUGGGAGUGCAGUUGAAGACAGCAGCUCACUGCGUGGGAGUGCAGUGCAUACGACAGGGCAAGUUCGACCUGAGCUACGCGUUACUGCGAAAGCAUUGGCAGUUAGAGCAUAUUGUGGAAAAUAUACACAAAUGUCAACAGCUGUUAGAAGACAAUGAACAACUGCUCACACCUACAUAUGCCAAGCUAACAGCAUAACAUGGCAUGGAGUGACACUGAUGAUCUCGUACCGUUAAUAUCGACCCACUGGACCCUACCACUCAAGUACGAUUUAAGAAGGUCGAGGUCACAUCCCGCCACACCAUAAUGGCGAAAUUUCCUGACCAGAGUAUCAUGGUGCACACAAUCAAAAGCCUUUGAAAGGUCACAGAAUACACCAAUAGCGUUAUGCGAGUCUUCCUAUGCAUCAAAUAUAUGCUUCAUCAUCUCAACACCAGCAUCAGUUGUAGAGUGACCCCGAGUGAAACCAAAUUGUUUAGGAGACAUAAGUUAUUACUAUAAAAAAUUGCACACAUCUUAUUU
This is a messenger RNA of Hyposmocoma kahamanoa, 1308 nucleotides long. RefSeq names its product mitochondrial mRNA pseudouridine synthase Trub2. Gene Ontology annotation, molecular function: pseudouridine synthase activity; RNA binding. The transcript has 6 exons. Bases 64 to 984 code for a protein of 306 amino acids. The record is from RefSeq and is a predicted model, not a curated record. Lineage: Eukaryota; Metazoa; Arthropoda; Insecta; Lepidoptera; Cosmopterigidae. Gene Ontology annotation, biological process: RNA processing; pseudouridine synthesis.